AGCAAAUCUGCUCUCCCCCCGAAAAAGUAUACUCAAACUCGAUAGCUUUAUUACUUCCUUUUCUCAUCUCGCACAGAACGAAACACGAGCAGCACCACACAAAAACGAACAAUAGCGAUGCUGAACAGCACCGUCGGUAACGAGGCAGAAAACGCGGAACUCGCGCUCUACCGCUUGGAGGAGAUCGACGAACUCCUCGGCGGCGCCACUGGCGAGGAGGACGAUUCGCAGUCCGCCACCCUCGCUCAGUACUUGCGCAGUGGCCAAGACCUCGAGAGCACACUGCGCCAGCACGACCGACAACUGGGAGAUCUGCGCGACGCCUACAUCAAGACGAACAUCACCCAAGCAGAGGCGAUCGCGCAGCUGUACCACGAGUUCGGCGCGUGCGAGCAGCACGUCGUCGACUUCGACGAAGAAAUUCUCUCGUUUCAGCGGAAGUUGGAAGGCAACGCCAACGAUAUCGUCUUUAUGCAGCAGCAGACCGACGGCCUGGUCCGCAAGGUGAACAACCGGCGGCAGGUCAGCAACAAAAUCAACGAGGUAUACAGCGCGCUGCAGAAGUGCGACUCGUUCUGCGACGUCAUCUCGAACAAAGACGUCGACGCGAACUACCUGGCGAACCUUCGGGAGUUGGACCGGCGUCUUGCCUUCUUGUCCGGCAGCAAGGCGCUGCAGCACUCCGCCGUGGACAACGAAAUCCGGCCGAAACUCACGGCAGCCGCGCACAAGGCGGGCGACAAGCUACAGCGUUUUCUCACCAAGAAAAUUGUUGCCCUGCCGGAGGACCCGGCCCGCACCGCCGAGGAGCAGCGCAACCUCGAGCAGUCGGCGCAGUUCGCCUUCCGCUUCCUGCAGCUCUACAACCCACCCGUUGCGAAGGAGGUGAAGAAGCUGUAUCUCAAAUACAUGUCUGACUUUUACGUCAAGCAGUUCCGCCACCUUCUCAGCCAGUUCUCGGAGGCGUCGGAGCUGCACGCCGAUCCGCUGGAGCCGCUCGUGUCAGCCGAGGAGGUGCAGGACAUCCUGAGCAACCGGGAUGGGGGGUCGCCGUCGGGCAACCAGGUCAACCCCGCCAACGUAAACUUUCCCGGUCGCACGCUGGCGCGGCGAGAGCGCAGCGUCUCGCAGCACAUGCGCGGCUUCACCGACUUCGUCGCGAGCGGGAUCACCGGUGCGGCGUCCACGGCGGAGUCGCUGCGCAUGCUGCGCCCCGCCACUUUCGAGGACACGGUGAAGGCGGUGAACUCCCUCGGUGUCCGCUACGGCAAACUGCACGUUGACGAGACCGUUGCGACGCAGCUGGAUCAGUGCAACAGCUGGUGCUGGCAGUUUGUCCGCUGCUUCCAGACGCUGGUGAACAGCUGCGAGUCAGAGUGCGGCUUUAUCGGCAACUUCUUCUGCGUCGCCGGCGAUGUGGAGGGCGGCGAGGACUACGAGAACGCGGAGCGCAUCGCCCGCGCCGUUCUCGGCCGCGCCGUCGGCAACGUCGAAGCGUCCAUCAUCGAUGACCUCCCACUGGUCAUGGCGCGAGCGGAGGUGCUUGCGGGGCUGCGGGUGCUGGAGAGCGUGAAGCAGCACCUCUGCACCUCGUUGGAUCCCAUUCCCUUGUUGCUGCUCAGCGGUGUGCUGGAGAUGUCGAAGGCCGCCCUGCGCAACUCCCUCCGCACCGCCUUCAAGAACGACAACCUCGCCUUGGCUUUCCUGCCCGCGGUGAAGCUGUCGCCUUUUUACCGCGCCCCAGCGGGUGGGGCGGCGUGGGCGGAAAUUCUGGGCAACAAGGCCUACUGCGCCACCCUCGGCCCGCACCCCCUCGUCUACCGCGUCUGCGGCGUACUGAGCCAGCUGGAGUACUUGAACACCGCUGCAGUGAAGUCGGCUGCGUUCGCCGGUGACACGCAGCGCUCCUUCGACCCGGCUGUAGCGACGUUUGUGAAGGACGCCCUCGCCUAUAUGAUGUCCUUUAUCCAGCAGCUGAAGCAGCGCCACCCAAACGCGUUGGCGCAGCAGGUGUUCGCCUGUGUGAACGUGUACACGGUGCUGGCGACGUGGUGCGAGUUGACGUCGGUGGGCGCGGCCACCAUGGGGGCGGACUCUCCCUCCGUGUCUCGACCCGGCUCGCUGUCAGGGUCGGCCAUGAACCGCAAGUCGCAAGGUGAACCGGCGAGCACCACGUCAGCCGCCGGGUCGAACCCUGGAAGCGCUCGCGCAUCCGCGACGAGAGACGGCGCAGCAGCCUUCACACCGACUGCAGCGGCCAGCGCCUCCGGCGGUACGAUCGCACAGCAGCAGCAGACGCAGUACUUGGAGGCACGCCUUAAAGAGGCCGUGCAGGCGUGGGUGGACGCAGACGCACAGGGCACAGGGACGUGGCAGUACCUAACGAAGUUUGUCUCGAAGGCGGUCCGAGUACUUGGGGACGACUUCUUCGACGCAAGCAGCCAAUCCACCUCUUUGGCCGGUCGGCGUGAUGGGGCGGGGCUGCCGGCAUUUCCGGCAGAGCUUGAUGAAAAGACCACCCUGCAAGUCGCUACGCAGCUCAAUGCGCAGUGGCAGAAAGACGCGACCACGAUGGUGGAUAUCGUGCGGAAGGCUGUCCGGCUGUCGCUGGGGCGCACAGGCGGCGGGGCUGUGAACCCUGCCAUCACCGCGGUGCAGCUGCGCCAGUGCCAGGAGCUUUCCACGAUCGUGUUGAGCGAAAUUGUUGGCACCGUGGCGGAGGCGAAUCGCAAGUUUUCGUUGUUUGUGGCGCAAUUCUACAGCGGGAAUCGCGAGUUGCAGUCGAAGCUGCUCAACACCACCACGGUCCUGCAUGAGGUGCACAACAUGCUCGAGGAGAAGAUGUAG
Molecule: messenger RNA, 2847 nt
Organism: Leptomonas pyrrhocoris
Lineage: Eukaryota; Euglenozoa; Kinetoplastea; Trypanosomatida; Trypanosomatidae
Exons: 1
Coding region: 118-2847 (909 amino acids)
Biological process (GO): retrograde transport, endosome to Golgi; endocytic recycling; Golgi to vacuole transport
Cellular component (GO): GARP complex
Molecular function (GO): syntaxin binding
Source: RefSeq, a predicted model, not a curated record